Molecule: messenger RNA, 780 nt
Organism: Penicillium egyptiacum
Lineage: Eukaryota; Fungi; Ascomycota; Eurotiomycetes; Eurotiales; Aspergillaceae
Source: the annotation of a GenBank genome assembly
AUGAAACACAUGCCGAAGGUCAUGCGGGACGCAUUGAAGAAGUCCGGUGGUUCGCGCUCGUUCUCGACUUCGGCUCGGAGUAGUAUGAACGAUCUGCAGGGCGAGCCUAACAAAGAGGCUAACCCUAUUCCCAAUAUGGCUGGGCUCGAGGGCGCUAGUGAUGAGGCCGCUGCUGCUCUUGCUAGCAUGAUCGAGCAGGUGCAGGGUCAGGCUCUUGAGGAGAACCCUGGGCUUAAGUUCGAUCCGCCUGCUGUCCCGGAGAACCUGAAGACGUUGAACUUCCGCAACCGCUACGAUACCCUGCAGGAUCAGUUCACGAAGAUGAUGAUGGAGGAUGGGAAAUUGACCAAGGCACAGAAGAACAUGUCUCUCGUUCUGGAUCACCUCCGUACCGCCUCUCCUCCCCAGAUUAACCCCCGUCGCCGUCUUCUCGGGGCUCCCCCAGCAUCCCAGCUCCCCCUCGACCCCGUCCUCUACCUCACUCUCGUCGUCGACUCCGUGGCGCCUCUCUUCCGAAUCCGCCAGCAGAAGGGUAUCGCCGGUGGUGGUACCGCCGUGCAGAUCCCCCACCCGCUGACUCUGCGCCAGCGCCGCCGUACUGCGAUUAAGUGGAUUCUUGAUGCGUCGGAUAAGCGACGCGAUGCAUUGUUUGCGAAUCGUGUUGCGGCUGAGGUGGUGGCCGUUGCUGAGGGUCGUAGCGGUGUCUGGGAGAAGAGGGACCAGCAGCACAAGAUUGGUAUCUCUGGUCGUGCGAACUUGAAUACUAACGUUCGUCGCUAA